Messenger RNA from Drosophila kikkawai, 2866 nucleotides. RefSeq names its product homeotic protein deformed (gene Dfd). Lineage: Eukaryota; Metazoa; Arthropoda; Insecta; Diptera; Drosophilidae. Gene Ontology annotation, biological process: positive regulation of transcription by RNA polymerase II; anterior/posterior pattern specification. The record is from RefSeq and is a predicted model, not a curated record. Gene Ontology annotation, molecular function: RNA polymerase II cis-regulatory region sequence-specific DNA binding; DNA-binding transcription factor activity, RNA polymerase II-specific. Gene Ontology annotation, cellular component: nucleoplasm; nucleus.
AAUGGAACGGUUCGUGUUCGCUGCGCACUCGUAAAGCCGAAGCGUCCGACUUUUCUCCCAGUGUGUGUUUUUAAAAAUCUUAAAUAUUCGUUUUUUUAAGCGCGUUAAUAAGUGUAUUUAAUCAAGCUAAUCCCGGGAACCACAAAGUUCCCAAGCGUGGGCUUUACAAAAGUGCCAAAACAAAACAAAAGCAGUGCAAAUUAAUCUAAAAAGUUCAGAUAUUCCAAAACAGCUUAAGUGAAAAACCCAAAAUAAAAUAUAAUUUCAUAUAUAAUCGAUCGAAGAAGCUCUUAAUAAGUUAACUAAAAAUCGUACAACGAAUCCAAAAUCUUAAAAAACAUAGUAAUUAUUAUUCUUAAAGCAAUAUUUGCAUUUAGCAAGUGCUGCUUGCCACCCAUAAUUUACUGUACUAAAAGCAAAAGCUAUGGAAUAUGAGCAGAACGAGUGAAAGUGACCAAUCCAUUAUCUAAAGCUAACACAAAACCCUUAGAAAACCUAAAGUCCCCUUUGCAAAUCGAAGAUUUCGGAGGCACUCCGCCAUGAGCUCAUUCCUCAUGGGUUAUCCGCAUGCACCGCACCAUGUCCAGAGUCCCAUGUCCAUGGGCAAUGGCCUGGAGCCCAAGUUCCCGCCGGUCGCCGAUGACUACCAUCACUACAACGGCCACUACUCGAUGACCGCUUCCACGGGCCACAUGAGCGGUGCCGUCGGCAGUGGAGCGGUCUCAGGUGGCGGAUCGGUGGGCUCCUGUGGGGCUAGCGGGAUGUCAGGACAUCCCCAUACCAUGCAUCCGGCAGACAUGGUCAGCGACUACAUGGCUCAUCACCACAAUCCGCAUACCCACUCGCAUUCGCACAGCCACUCACUGCCGCAUCACCACAGCAAUAGUGCAUUGUCCGGACACCACCAGCCAUCUGCCGGUGGAUACAGCUCCAACUACGCCGCCGCCACUCCGCCCUCGCAUCCGCAUCCGCACGCCCAUCCGCACCAGAGCCUGGGCUACUACGUGCACCACGCCCCCGAGUUUAUAUCCGCCGGGGCGGUGCACUCCGACCCAUCAAACGGAUACGGCCCGGCAGUAAAUGUUCCAAAUAAUAGCAGCGGGAGCGGAGGUGCAGGAAGCGGAGGAGUUAUCGGAGGCGGAGCUGUGGCAGCAUCAGCUAAUGGUUACUACGGUGGCUACGGUGGCGGCUAUGGAGCGGCGAACGGAAGCGUUGGCAGCACCCGCUCCCAAGGACACUCACCGCACUCCCAGAUGAUGGACCUGCCGCUUCAGUGCUCCUCCACGGAACCACCGACGAACACUGCCCUAGGACUGCAAGAGUUAGGCUUAAAGCUUGAGAAACGCAUUGAAGAAGCUGUACCUGCCGGUCAACAACUGCAAGAGCUGGGCAUGCGAUUGCGCUGUGAUGAUAUGGGAUCCGAAAACGAUGAUAUGUCGGAAGAGGAUCGGCUUAUGCUGGAUCGAUCCCCGGACGAGCUGGGCUCCAAUGACAACGAUGACGAUCUCGUGGACUCAGACAGCGACGACGAUCUGAUGGCGGAGACGACCGACGGCGAGCGGAUUAUAUAUCCCUGGAUGAAGAAGAUCCAUGUGGCUGGUGUGGCAAACGGGUCGUAUCAGCCAGGAAUGGAGCCGAAACGCCAACGCACCGCCUACACGCGCCACCAGAUCCUGGAGCUGGAGAAGGAGUUCCACUACAACCGCUACCUGACGCGGCGGCGGCGCAUCGAGAUUGCCCAUACGCUGGUGCUGUCGGAGCGGCAGAUCAAGAUCUGGUUCCAGAAUCGGCGGAUGAAGUGGAAGAAGGACAACAAGCUGCCCAACACCAAGAACGUGCGCAAGAAGACGGUGGACGCCAACGGCAAUCCAACACCGGUAGCCAAGAAGGCCACCAAGCGGGCCGCCUCCAAAAAGCAAACGCAGCAGUCGCAACAAGCGCAGCAGCAGCAAACGCAACAACAGCAGACUCCGGUGAUGAAUGAGUGCAUCCGUUCGGACAGCUUGGAGAGCAUCGGUGACGUUAGUUCUUCGCUGGGAAAUCCUCCAUAUAUACCGGCAGCAUCAGAUUCGGCCAACAACUAUGCGGGAUCUCAGCAGCAGCUCCUCGGCAAUAGCAACAACAAUGGCAGCGGCAAUAACAACAAUAAUAACAACAACAACAGCAACAACCUCAACAACAACAAUAACAAUCAAAUGGGCCACACCAACCUGCAUGGCCACCAACAACAACAGCAACAACAACAACAACAGCAGCAAUCCGAUCUCAUGACCAAUCUGCAGCUUCACAUCAAACAGGAUUAUGAUCUGACGGCCCUGUAGAAUCAGCGGGGAAAUCUGCAAGAUGUCUUCAGCACUGUACAUUAGCUAUCCCUAACAAUCUUUGUAUAAUUUUAUUUCUCAUUUCGGAUCUACGACCUUGUACGCGGGACAAGGUUAAGGACAAAUCGGAGUAUACAGUGAACGUAGUUAGUUAGUCUAGUUAAGGAUCGACCACUAGGUAAACGAACCCUCAUCUUAUAGUUAUAGUUAUAGAUAUAGAUAUAGUGUUGUAUUCCCGAUUCCCACAAAUGUUGUAUAGUAUGAGUUGUACUUAAGCACCCUAAGAUUCAGGUAUAAGAGUUUGUAUAAAGCCUAGAAAGAUUCGUCAUAGCUGGUAAGUGGCUUACACUUAGCUCUAUAUAAAAUACAUAUAGAAUGGCUUAUUUGUAUAUUAUAAUUACCUUAAAUAUAAUUACCGAGUGUAGUUGGCAUUUGUUGUGCGUCUCUAGAUGUAUGUAAGUUCGUACGUAUAUUUUAUGGAUACAAAUAAAACGGAAACAUGAAGAGUAUAUCUGAUAUAAAGAGAAUAUAUUGUUUAUGGAAAC